Dunckerocampus dactyliophorus (ringed pipefish) is the source of this 303-nucleotide messenger RNA. Its product is annotated as RNA guanine-N7 methyltransferase activating subunit-like. The record is from RefSeq and is a predicted model, not a curated record. The transcript has 2 exons. NCBI's taxonomy places the organism in Eukaryota, Metazoa, Chordata, Actinopteri, Syngnathiformes, Syngnathidae. Gene Ontology annotation, molecular function: RNA binding. Gene Ontology annotation, biological process: RNA 5'-cap (guanine-N7)-methylation. Bases 1 to 303 code for a protein of 100 amino acids.
AUGUUUGCAAACAGAUUUACAUCAGAGGACACUGAGUACCAGCAGUACGUGAAACGGCCUGCUGACCCCCCUCCUAUCGUGGAGGGCUGGAGGGGUGGAAACCAUAGAGGAAGAGACAGGAGGUACCAGGACCAUCAAGGAGGUCGAGGUUGGGGUAGAGACCGCUAUGGCAGAGGAGCGUAUCACAGGCAGCAACACUGGCAAGAUGGGGAUCAGUAUGGGAGCCAUGGUAGUAGGUCUCAACCAAAUUACCAUCAAGAAAACUCCUCCCGUUAUCAGAGGCCACAUUAUGACCGAUACUGA